AUGGCAGAACAAGCCGAAGUCGACACCGACUCUGCCUGUUUCGACUACUCGAACGAUCAGCUGAUGAUCGGCAACCAGGCUCUCUCGACCGCCUCGUUCACACGGACGCUCGGCCACUUGCCGUUUGCAUUUCAAAACGCGGUGGGGACGGGACGGGGAAAGACUAUUCUCGAUGGCAUCCAUUAA
Grosmannia clavigera kw1407 is the source of this 186-nucleotide messenger RNA. RefSeq lists its product as uncharacterized. Bases 1 to 186 code for a protein of 61 amino acids. Lineage: Eukaryota; Fungi; Ascomycota; Sordariomycetes; Ophiostomatales; Ophiostomataceae. The transcript has 2 exons. The record is from RefSeq and is a predicted model, not a curated record.